AUGGCCCCUGAUAACACUGUCCUCGCCGCCGAUCAACGGCCGCCGAUCGAUCUCCUCUCGGACGACAUUCUCUGCUCAAUCCUUCGCGAAAUUGCAUCGGACGGCUCGAGUUUUUCGUACGCUUUGGUCUGUCGCCGAUGGUUCCGCCUCGCGCUCUGCGUGCAGUCCGCCAUACGCCUUCCCCGCGAUCGCUGCCUCUCCGCGCGCGCGCUUCUUUCCGCCUCCGCGCGCUUCCCCCAACUAACAGCCAUCUCCGCGCCUGACGGCGCUCUCGGGUUCAUCCCCCGCCGUUUCUUCACGGAUCUUACGGCGCCUUGUCCGGAACUGACUAGCCUUCGCCUCGGCCAAAGGAAAGUUAAGAUCGGUUUCCGAAGCAGCGAGGAACCAAGGCGGACACCGCCGUAUGCUAAUUCACGGCAGCGAGGCUAUUUCCGUAUGGAGUCGAUUUCUGUUCCGUACGUUAAGGAUGGAUAUUUACAGUCGCUGAUCAGCUUAUUGCCGAAGCUGAAGGUGUUACACUUGGAAGAAUGUUUGAAAGACGUUAUGUGGUUACCACAAGCGAUGGCUAGCCAUGGCUGUCUGGAGCAGCUGCUGCUGAAAUGCUCCUCCCUGACCUCCCUCACACUCCCUCCGCCGUUCGAUCCCCCUGACAAUAUCUCAUUCCCUAAUCCCCUCACGCCUCCUAGUUUCCUCGAUUCCCCUUCUAGCACCCCCUCUCCGUCACGUGCCUCUGGAACCACCGCGGGCAAACUAACCGACCUCCACCGCUUGGCACUCCCCCUCUCUCUCCGCCAUCUGCACCUACAAUGCCCUUCGUUACAGUCACUCCCGGACUCCAUCACCCUCCUCUCCUCCCUCACUCACCUCAGCCUCGUUUCCUGCUCCUCCCUCCGUCUCAUCCCUCGCUCCAUCAGCAAUCUCUCCUCCCUCACCUCCCUCACUCUCGACAACAUCACCCUCUUCCACUCCCUCCCUCACUCUCUCGGUUGCCUCUCCUCCCUUCUUUCCCUCCACCUAUCCUCCCUCUCAUCCUGCACCACAUUACCACAAUCCAUUGGGGAUCUCCACUCGUUACAAGAACUCUCCAUUAGUAACUUAGUCGAGCUAAGGGAACUACCGCCGUCCCUCUUCGGCCUCCACUCCCUCCGCCGUCUCACUAUCACGGAUUGUAAUGAUCUUAUUACGCUGCCCGAGAAUUUCGGUCAGCUCGAAAGUCUCGAGGAGCUAACCAUACAGCAAUGCCAUUUUUUGGAGCGUCUACCUGCUUCUUUCUCCUCCCUCUCCUCCCUCACCCAACUGACCAUCAACGACUGCACCUCUCUCACUCGUCUCCCAUUUGCGCUUGGCCUCCUCUCCUCUCUCAAAUCCCUCGAACUAUCUGACCUCGUCGUCCUCUCCUUUCUCCCCUCCUCACUCUCUCGCUUGAGCCACCUCACCCUCCUGUCGCUUGACAGCUGCGACUCCCUCUCCUGGUUCCCGCCCUCUCUCUUCCACCAGCCGUCCUUGGAGUAUCUAACAAUAACCAACAUUAAGCAACCUGUUCUCUACUCCCUCCCUCCUGACUUUGGCCACCAUUUACCCCGUUUGAAAAGCCUCCGUUUAAAGGAGUACAAUAUUAUUAUGGAGAAUCAGCCGCAUCUCAAGGCAUUACCUCCCUCGCUCCCCCAGCUGGCAUCCCUUGAGCUUCUCUCCCUCGCCUCCUUCGCCCACCUCUCUGCCCUGCCAGAAGACAUCUCCCGCCUCUCUUCCCUCCACACUCUAGAAAUCAAGGGCUGCUCCUCACUCACGCAUCUCCCACCAUCACUCCCCUCCCUUCCCUCCCUUACUCUCCUCCACAUUGAUGGUUGCCCUUUCCUCUCCUCGCUCCCCCCCUCCCUCAGUUCCCUCUCCUCCUUGCAAGAGCUUAAGAUCAAUUGCAAGAGGCUUCUGUCUCUCCCUCACUCACUCCCCCUCCUUCCCUCCCUUCGCGUUCUCCAUCUCACCUCAUGCCUCUCACUCUCCUCCCUUCCUCCGAACUUCUCCCGCUUAACCUCCCUCCACACACUCUCUCUCUCAGACUGUCCCACGCUGCACCACCUGCCGACCUCUCUCCCACUCCUCCCGUCUCUCCAUACCCUCUCUCUCUCCGGCACCAGUGUCAUAGAGCUGCCCUUAAAUUGUGAAUCUCUGCUUGAUUUGCCUCCCUCUCUCACCCUCCUCCUACACCUCUCCCAUCUCACUCUGCAAUCCCUCCCCCUCCUCUCGUCCCUCCCCUCACGCAUACACCACCUGCCCUCCCUCCAGGAACUCACGAUUCAUGGCUGCCCUGCCAUCUCCUCCCUCCCCCCAACGAUCCUCCUCCUCCCGUCCCUCACACACCUUGAACUAAACGAGCUUGAUUCUCUCACCUCCAUCCCCUCUCCCCCUGUCCCUGCAUCCUCUGCCCUGUCUCCCACAUCCUCUCGCCCUUCCCAGUCCCCUCUUCCACCCUCUCGCCCCUCCGCGUCCUCCUCGCCCCCACCUCGCAGCGCUCAUUCUUCCCGCUCCACGGGCUCUCGCUUCCCAAUCCGCUCCAUUGUUCUGCGCUCCCUGAGGCUGGUCUCGCUCCCCUCGUGCCUCCCGCUCCUGCCCCAUCUCACGUCUCUCCACCUGUUCGAUAUGCAACAGCUGCGCUCAAUCCCUUCUUCCUGCUACACCUCUGCUGGUGGUGGUGGUGGUGAUGAUGAUAUUGAUGAAAAUGAUGCUGCUGCGUCUGAUGAUGAUGUUGGUGCUGCUGCGGGCACAGAGCGAGGGGUGGGGGGUGAUGGUGCGGAUGAGGAGGAGAGUGACAGUUCUGAGAGUUGGGGAGAGAGUGGGGAGGACGAAGCAGGAGGAGAGGGAAGUGAGAGAAGCAGGGAAACUGCGGAGGCAGGAGGGUUAGAACUGGGAGGGAAUGGCCGAAGUGGAGGGUACAGGGGGUGCAUGGGGGAACGAGGACUGGCUGAAGUCUCACAGGAGAGGGGGGCACAUGUGGGCAGGCAGAAUGUGCGGGAAGCAGCACGAGGAAAGCAGCAAUCGGGGUUGGGGGAACAGGGCUGUGAUGGCGAUGCUGCUGGGGUGGAAGCUAGUGAGGAAUCGCGGCUUGAGACCAACCCAGGGUCGUCUACAAUGGCACGCAGCGCUUUUGCCGCCCUAUUGAUGACAUUGUUCGUCACAGCCCUCAUGCUACGAGCAACCGACGCCGUGAGGAUCGUUCCCGGCGCACUCCCCACCAACCGCCUUCCAGCCGCCAUCAAGCCCUCCGAAGUAGUCUCUGCCCUUAGACAAAACAUAUCCACGUCUGUCAAUUCCAUACUCUUCGACCUCCAGUCGUCCUUAAACGACCAAAUCGCUUCUCUAGAUGCGGCAUUGAGGGGAAGGCUUGAGAAGCUCGCAGCGAGCCUCAAGGACGGUGCGUCAGCUGCAAACGCCGCUCUUCAAUCACAGAUAUCCGCGCUAAGAUCCAGCCUCGCUGCUCUUAAAGAGAGCCUUGCAAACGUAAAUACUGCCCUAAAGGCGAAUGUGUCUACAGCCGCAGCGGCAGCGGCAGCCCUGGAUUCUCAAGUCGCAGCGAUCAAGGCCAACAUUCCCUCCAUCAAAUCGAGCGUCGACGCUCUGAACAAGGACCUGACUAUUCUUACGGGACUUUCAACCGGAAUCUCCUCAAUUCGCGCGGCUGGAAGGCGAGGUUCGCUGCAGCAACGGCUGUCGCAGAGAAUGGUGGUUGUGACGCAGAGAGUCGCAGGGAUCAACGCGAACGUCUCGUCGCUCGCCGGGAAGGUGAACGCGCUCCUGCUGCAGGUCACCCUGAACGGGGUCGGAGCCCUCAACGGAACCCUAAACGACGUGGCGAUCGCAUUGAACGAAACGGUUACCGGAGCCCUCAGCAGCCUUCUAGAAAGUAGCGGCCUCAACGGAGUGAUGAACGGCGCUCUCAGCGGGUUGUUUGAUGGCAGCAGCAGCCUGUCGGAUUUUGUGCCUCAGCAGGCUGGUAUGCUGCGCGGGGUGCUUCUGUCGUGCAACGGACAGUUCUCUAUUCAGGCCGGCGCUGCCAACAUCGAAAUCCUCAAGAUUGGCUCAGACUACCUAGUCGCCUACUACCUAUACGCGUCAGGCAUCGCCCAAGCCCCUAACGAGCAGGUCGUCUUCAAGGGAAAUGCGUGCAGCAGCAGUGAUUCCACUGCCAUCUUCAACCUCCCUGGCACGUGGCAGCUCAUGAGCGCUGCUUCCUGGUCCCUGGCCAAUGCUGUGAGGGUGCCUGCUGCUGACGUGGAGUACCUGGUGGGAUCUCUCCAGGCUGCUACAAAUAGCAAUCUUUAUCUAGGAUUUUCUGCCGAGUCAUCUGUUGCUCGCGUGAUGGAUAAUCGGCCGUUGGACUCUUCUGCGCAAGGUGAAGCAUGUGCGCGCGCGGAGCCCGCGCAUGAAAGCGCAGGUGUCGCCCAGGGUGCGCGGAAGGCCUCCGCGACCGCGGCAGCGGUGGGCGGGGAUGGCGGAGGGUGCAGCGGAACGACUAUGGAUUGCCUCGACGACGCGUGUCUGCUGCUCGUCUUCUCCUUCCUAGCACCGCUCCCAGAUCGGUUCCACGCGGGCCGCGUUUGUCGCAGAUGGCAGCAUCUAGCCGCCGAUCGCCGCAUGUGGAUCCACGUGGACCCGCUCCGCUUUUCCCGCCGAUUCUCCGCGCCACGUCACCACCUCCGCCGCUCGCUUGACUCCGCCCUGUCCCCGCUUCCGCUCCGCGCAAGCCUCCCUUCCGCCUUCCCCGCGCUUCCGUCCCCGCGCGCGGUGCCCCCCGCCCACGCGCAACCCCUCCCGCCGCCUCUCCGUGGAGAGGCGGACGACGAGGUGGACGACAUGCUGCCACGUGUCUUCCCGUCGUUGGCGCUUGCGGUCAGAGCUGCUCGUCCGGGCGACACGAUUCUGCUGGCAGCAGGUGCCGUGCAUGCGGUGGAGAGUGUGGUCGUGGACAAGCCGCUGUGCCUGAGGGGAGCGGGUAUGACAUGUGCGGACACAGUUCUGGAGAGCCCCAAAUGGGCCGAGAGUGCCCUAGACUUCUCAGCAUCAGCGCUGGUAAUCAACGUAACGGUGCGGUCGGGUUACGGGCACUGCCUGCUGCACCGGCAGGGGCGGCUGGUGGUGGAGCGGUGUGCCAUCGAGUGCGCUGCACACCCUCUCGCCCACCUCUUCUUCCCCAUCCUCUCCUCCGCGACUUGCCACCCCGGCUCCCACACCCACGUGCUUGCACAUAAAGAGUUGCAACAGCAGCAGCAGUUUCACAAGGAAGGGGACAGGUUGGGUGAGGGAGGAGUGGAAGGAGGGAUGGGUGUCGCAGGGGCUAAUAGGAAGAGGCGGAGGGUUGGAGGGGAGUGCGAUGGGGAGAAUGGCGGGGUGUGCGGAGGGGAGAGGGUGGUAUGGGAUAUGCAGAGCUGUGGGGCAGGGCGUGAAGGAGAUUCUGGCCAUGCUGGGUGUGCAACACCGGCAGCUGAGACUUGUGGGGGAGUGAGGAGUAAGAGCGAAAAGGCGGCAGGGGUGAGGGUAGUGGAGACGAGUAUUGUGGGAGGAGGCAGUGCGGUGCACACAUGCGGAGGGAUGGCUCUUAAAGAGGUUCGGGUGCUCUAUGCCCGUGCAUCCCUUGUCUUCUGUUCAUGUUUCGCAAAAAACCUGCGAAGCAUUGCAGCAGCACAGCGGGCCAGCCACCGUCGCUCCCCCUCUCCUCAUUUCGCCUCGCCUCCAUCCUGCCUUCUCACUUCGAACGAUCACAUCCCCUUGACGAGGAAAAGCGCUUUCCGCUCCCGUUUACAACAAUCGGCGCGCCUCGUUUGGACUCUCGCACGGGUUGCUGCUGUCAGACGUUUCCCGUGUCGCCUCGCCUUUUUCUCUCUCCUCCCGCGUCGCGAGAUCAUGCUGUUCUUCUCGUAUUUCAAGGAGCUGAUCGGCAAGGAGGUGACGGUGGAGCUGAAGAACGACCUGGCCAUCAGCGGCACACUGCACUCCGUGGACCAGUACCUCAACAUCAAGCUGCAUAACUCACGGGUCGUCAAUGACGCGAAAUACCCCCACAUGCUGUCAGUGAAGAACUGUUUCAUCCGAGGCUCAGUGGUGCGCUAUGUGCUGCUGCCACCAGACGGCGUAGACGUGGACAUUCUACACGACGCCACACGCAGGGAGGCACCCCAUUGCAACACGGCCACCAGAGUGGUGGAGCCAUUCAUUCUCAGCAUAGCAGCAGUUCUGGUACCUCCUGCAGACCUUCAACUUCACAAAAGCUGGCAUCAACGUGAACGAGUCAGCGACUACUACUAUUCUAUGGAGCCUCCAGCAGCUCACCACAGCGCGCGCAAUACGCCCAUCCACAAAUUACCAGACGAGCUUCUCUGCAAAAUCCUCUCGCGCGCUGCGACUUGCGCCGCUACAGAGCCCGGCAGCGCUGACGGCGCAAACGAUGGCAGCGGCAACGGCGGCGGCAGCGGCAGCGGCGGCGGCAGCGAGCCCACUGUCAGCAAUUUUAGUGACCUCGCAGUCACGUGCAAACGAUGGCUAAGAAGCAUGACUACCCUUCGCGUCAAUCACGGCUACACGCCAACUUCAGGAGAAGAAGGCCAGCUUUGCGCGUCCGUGCUUUCUGUGCCUGCGCUCUUCCGCAUCCUGUCCCUCGCUCCAAAUGUCACUUCCGUUUCUCUCGCCAAACGCGCCCUCGAUUUCUACGACGACGCAUUCCUUACCUCCCUACUCUCCGCCUCCUCGCGACUCGUCCGACUGAGCCUGCACGAGCCGCGCUUUACGGCAGAACCUCAUUUCACAAUUGGUCGUAAGCCUCUGGAAGAGUUUUUUCGCUUGGCGGCGACGCGGUUACAGGAACUGUCUCUCUCGCACUGUCUCGGCCAAAUGACGAAGCUUCCAAGUUCCGUCGCCUCCUUGUCCUCGCUGCGCGUGCUCCGGCUACACUCCAAGAUUUUUCGCACGCUGCCCGACGGGAUAUGCCAGCUAACUGCGCUCCAGGAGCUCCAAUUAAGCUGCCCGUUACUGUCGCAGCUGCCCGAAGCUUUUGGGAAGCUGAGAUCGUUGGCGCAGCUCUCGUUCUCGGAGUGCUCGGAACUGCGGCUGUUGCCCGAGUCGUUCGGCGACCUUUCAGCGCUCACCUCCCUCCAGAUCAACGGCUCCUGGCAAAUGUAUCGCUUCCCAACGCGUAUGGGCGCGCUUCAGAAUAUGCGACGACUGGAGCUGCGAAAAAUCGGCUGCCGAUUAAUAGACGCGUGCGCAGAAUGGACGAAUCUGGAGGAAAUUAACCUGGAGUCGUGUGGCCGCAUAGGCAGUUUCCCAGCCUCACUCAUGGAGUCGCUAACGGCUCUCACUAUCCGUGACUACUGGAACUUCAAACUUCCUCGAUUCGAUGACAUCUUUGCGUCGAAGCUGCGCCACGUCACCAUCGACUCGUUGAGAUCGUGCGGGUCGCUCGAAUCGCUCAGCCAUCUGACAUCGCUCGAGCGGCUCGACGUGAUGCUGGUAAACGAUGAGGAGCCGUUCCCCGUGGGAUUGUUCGCUCUGCCGUCGCUGACUUUCGUGAAGCUGGGUUACGUCAAGUGGAUGGAGGGACCCGACGUGGGGCACCUCUGGACACCCAACGAUCCACGAUCUCCCACCGCAAUCUACACGAGGCCGAAGAAAUUGCUGCUCCGAGACGGAUGCGACAUACCCGCCCCUGGGCCGUUCCCUGCGUCAUCUCGAUAUUAG
Messenger RNA from Closterium sp. Yama58-4, 7725 nucleotides. The record is from the annotation of a GenBank genome assembly. NCBI's taxonomy places the organism in Eukaryota, Viridiplantae, Streptophyta, Zygnematophyceae, Desmidiales, Closteriaceae.